AUGAUUUUCAGGCUAAUUGCUACUAAUGAAGCAUCUACCAGCUUUUUACGCUAUUUAUUUUAUGCAAUAGGUCGUAAGUACAUGCCGAAACAAUUGCUUGUUUCGAUCGAUUAUCCUUAAUUUAAAAUGCUUCAACUCUCAAUAUUUUAAGAUGGGAAGAUAAAAAUUUGCUGUUUCUUAUAAGAUAAAGGGGAAAGAUUAGAGUGGUAGAAUCUGUAAAUUAGACAAAUCUUUCUCACUAAUAAAGAAAAUAAAAAUCUAAUGAAAGCAAACUAAAGAAAAAUGAUAAGUCUAUUUAAUUUAUUGUCUCUUAGGAUAAAAGUAAUACAAUAAUUUAGUUAAUAUAAGCAUAGAAUAUUAUAUUUAUAUAUAUUUAGAAGUGCAUUUGUCUAUUCAAAGUAAUUAAUUUAAAAUCCUGCAUUCAUAGCAUUUCAUUAACUAAAUUUACAUUUAAAAGCUUUGAAAUAAAAGUGCUUAUUAAAGUGA
Messenger RNA from Tetrahymena thermophila SB210, 486 nucleotides. RefSeq lists its product as hypothetical. The transcript has 2 exons. The record is from RefSeq and is a predicted model, not a curated record. Gene Ontology annotation, molecular function: excinuclease ABC activity. Lineage: Eukaryota; Ciliophora; Oligohymenophorea; Hymenostomatida; Tetrahymenidae.